This is a messenger RNA of Cryptomeria japonica (Japanese cedar), 1743 nucleotides long. RefSeq names its product protein PIN-LIKES 7. The transcript has 10 exons. Lineage: Eukaryota; Viridiplantae; Streptophyta; Pinopsida; Cupressales; Cupressaceae. Gene Ontology annotation, biological process: endoplasmic reticulum to cytosol auxin transport. The coding region runs from base 137 to 1390 and encodes 417 amino acids. The record is from RefSeq and is a predicted model, not a curated record. Gene Ontology annotation, cellular component: membrane.
ACGUAGCUGCUGAAAUCGGGCAAUAUCAAAGCUGCAUUACCUUCACUGGGAAUGCAAGGUUUGCUCCAGUUACAGGGCUUCUCUUUGAUUUAAGAAAAGCCACUGGUAAAAGAUAAGGAGGAGUGAGGGAAGAAAAAUGGCGUUCUGGAUGCUGUUGCAGGUGGCAGCCAUGCCAGUGUUAAGGUUCCUGUUAAUCAGUGGUUUGGGAGCUUUUCUCGCAACUUCAUACGUUUCUGUGCUCACUGCAGAAGCCCGCCAUCAUAUUAAUAAGAUUGUGUUUAUUGUGUUUACACCAGCUCUUAUGUUUGCAAGCUUGGCAAAAUCAGUGACGUUUGAUGAUAUAAUUUCUUGGUGGUACAUGCCUGUUAAUAUUCUUCUUACCUUUUUGAUUGGAGGACUUUUAGGAUGGAUUGUUGUGAAGCUUACAAGAACCCCGAGACAUUUAAGUGGUCUUGUUGUGGGGAACUGUUGUUCAGGAAACCUGGGGAAUCUGCUUCUCAUUAUUGUUCCUGCACUUUGUGAGCAAAAUGGAAGUCCUUUUGGUGAUGUUGAUGUUUGCAUGGAUUAUGGAAUUGCUUAUGCAUCUUUUUCUAUGGCGAUUGGUGCCAUCUAUAUUUGGUCUAUCACCUACAAUAUUGUGAGGUCGACAUCAAUUCAGAUGGAUGAACAUGAUGGGGAAACUGAGCCUGGAGUGUAUAAAAAGAUCCUGCAUAAAGAAUCCUCAAAUACUGGAUUACAAUCUAGUCUCUUACAAGCAGUCCAUACUGAAGUUCCAAGUUAUGCAGAAGAGAUUGGGAAUAAGUUUCCAUCAGAUUCAGAUUUUUCUAAAGAAGUUGGGAAGGUCAAUUUUUUUCAACACCAUUUAAAGAAACUUACAAAUGGGCUUCACCUUACAGAGAUCAUGGCACCUCCAACAAUUGGAGCGAUUAUGGGAUUUAUUGUUGGAGCAAUUCCACAGACAAAAAGAUUAUUUGUUGGCCAGGGUGCUCCUCUUCAAGUCAUCCAAGGAUCUAUCGCUUUAUUAGGAGAUGGAACAAUACCAAGUAUUACUCUUCUACUUGGAGGAAAUUUAACCAAAGGGCUACAAUCUGCAACUGUAAAACCUUCAAUUAUUAUAGGGAUCAUCCUUGUGAGAUUUUUGAUGCUGCCAUUGGUUGGACUAGGUGUAGUCAAAGCUGCGAUCUACUUUGGGGCGGUGCCAGCAGAUCCAUUGUAUCGAUUCAUCUUGUUGAUACAAUUUGCACUGCCACCUGCCAUGAACCUCGGAACAAUGACACAGUUGUUUGGAGUCGGUGAAAGUGAGUGCUCAGUCAUUUUUUUAUGGACCUAUUUAUUGGCAGCAGUAGCGAUCACUAUAUGGUCCACGUUCUAUAUGUGGCUUUUAAUCUGAAUUGGGUACUAUCCGUUUAGAUACGCAGUGUAUUUUUUGCAGUUGAAUCCUGAUAAAACAACAUGAAUCAGAUUCAUGUUUACCGACAUUCAGCACGGGGUUCAGCUUAUUAGAAUUUACCAUAUGAUUUUGGUUGUAUUUUUAUAUGAUUUUGGUUCUCUUUUGGUGCUUCAUGAGCGCAUCUGACAGCUCACAUGCCCCUGAGGAGCUAAGUUGUAUAUUAUUAUCAAUAUCGAGCUAAAUUAAUAACUUGAAAAUGUAUGUUUCCUAUUUAUUUAUACGAGUUGAUGCAGUUUAUUGCGAGGACUCUGGAUUGAUAUGUACCCAGAAUUAAAUAGAUCGGUAUUCUUUAA